Photinus pyralis (common eastern firefly) is the source of this 3071-nucleotide messenger RNA. RefSeq names its product irregular chiasm C-roughest protein. Bases 102 to 2576 code for a protein of 824 amino acids. Lineage: Eukaryota; Metazoa; Arthropoda; Insecta; Coleoptera; Lampyridae. Gene Ontology annotation, biological process: cell-cell adhesion. The record is from RefSeq and is a predicted model, not a curated record. The transcript has 8 exons. Gene Ontology annotation, cellular component: cell-cell junction. Gene Ontology annotation, molecular function: cell adhesion molecule binding.
CGUUGCAGAUCUGCCGGUGCUGUUUUACAAAAAGAUGUCGAGGGAGAUAUUCUGCUGAGGUUGUUUUUACCUAAUUUGGAUUUCGGGGACAAUCAGCGAUAAUGUCGAGUCGCAAGUUUCUUCUUCUGCUGCUGCGGUUAGGUUGCCUUCUGGGCGAUGCGGUGGCGUUAAAGGAGCAGAAGUUCGCGAUGGAACCACAAGAUCAGACGGCCGUGGUGAACUCGAGGGUUACUUUGCCGUGUCGCGUGAUUGACAAGAGCGGCACCCUGCAAUGGACCAAGGACGAUUUCGGAUUGGGCACGCAUCGAAAUUUGAGCGGGUUUGAGCGCUACAGUAUGGUCGGGAGCGACGAAGAAGGAGAUUUUUCUCUGGAUAUUUAUCCCGUGAUGUUAGACGACGACGCCCGCUACCAGUGCCAAGUAUCGCCGGGUCCUCUAGGUCAACCUGGCAUUAGAAGUCACUUUGCCACCGUAACGGUAUUGGUACCGCCGGAUCCCCCGAAGAUAGUUCAGGGCGAUUAUCUAGUGACGACCGAGGAUCGAGAAAUCGAGUUGGAGUGCAUUAGCUACGGCGGAAAACCUGCGGCGGAAAUCACGUGGAUCGACGGACACGGAACGGUUUUGACGAACGGUAUCGAAUACCUCGUCGACGAACUUCCCGACGGUAGAAGAUUUACCGCGAAGUCCAUACUGAAACUCACCCCGCGCAAGGAGCACCACAACACCACCUUCACCUGCCAAGCGCAGAACACGGCCGAACGAACGCAUCAGUCCGCCAAGUUAAAACUGGAGGUGAAGUACGCUCCCAAGGUUACCGUGGCGAUUCUGUCGGGGGCGGCCUCGAACGGACGCCUUCCCGAAGGCGCGGAGAUACGCGUCGGAUGCCAGGCGGACGCGAAUCCGCCGGAGGUCACUUAUCGGUGGUUUCUGAACGACCAGGUUAUCGUCGGCGACUACACGACGGAGUUGGUGCUAACCAACGUUACCCGAAAAUAUCACGACGCCAUAGUCAAGUGCGAGGUCCAUAAUGUUGUCGGGAAGAGUGAAGAAAGCGAGACGCUCGACAUAAGCUAUGGUCCACAAUUUCGAGCGAAACCAAAAUCGGUACAGGCGGAUAGCGGUGGAAGCGUGACCUUAUCCUGCGACGUUGACGGCAACCCAUUCCCCGACAUAACUUGGCUGCACGAAGAUUCCUCGCGGAUCGUUAGUACGAGUCCCAAUCUCACGUUGCGCGUCGACACGGAUACCGCAGGCCGCUACUAUUGCAAGGCGUUCGUGCCCGGAUUUCCCGAAAUAGGCGCCGAGGCGGCGAUCUACCUGAAGGGACCUCCGUCGAUCAUAAGUCAUCGAACUCAAUUCGGCAUCGAAGGCGACAACGUGAGGGUGGAGUGCACGGCCUACUCGAUUCCGCCACCCGAACGAGUGAUCUGGACUUUUAACGGGCGCGAAGUGGACCUCCACGAUCAAGACUACUCGAUACUGGAGGAUCCGCUGCCCGAAGGCAUUAAAUCGACUUUGAUCAUACGCGAAUCCCAAGAGCGCCAUUUUGGGAUGUACAACUGCAGCGUGACGAACCCUUACGGUUCGGACGUCGUCGAAAUAAACCUAAUGCCACAAAUUGCUUUUACAGAAACCUUUCCAAUGUUGAUUUUCAUCAUCGGAUUCGUAGUGGCAGUUAUCAUCCUUAUCAUUGCGAUUUUGCUGAUAUUUUUGUGGCACAGGCAAAGCCACAAGAAACCGCCUCCGGAAACUGACGUUAACGUGAUUGAAAAGCAAUGCAAAGAAUCCGAUCGCAGCUCCAAUAUUUCCGACUUGAAGCUGGAUCUUCGAACGGGCUCCUCGCACAGUAACAUGCACUGCGACGACUACGUGCCGGGAGCCGACUCCGAAACCGGUAGCGAAUCUGUGAUUACAAGGAUCGGCGUUCCACUGGCUGGACCGGUCAACUUGCCAGGACAGGAGGUGUAUCGAUACUCGGCGGACUACACCGAGCCCACGUUUCCACCAAAGGAUGGCCAGAACAAUAACGGCUACGUCCCGUACGUCGACUACGCCAGAGACUACAACCCGCCAAUCAUGCAGCCUCCGAUCUCUUCAUCGCUGGACCCGAACCGGGAGAGUUUGCAAUCGACUCGCCUCCAACUAAACUCCCUACAAUCCCACAAUCAUCCAAUCUCAGUUAGCGGCUUGCCGCUUAGUGACCUCACGGACAUUCACAUGGUGAACGCGCCAAACAUUCCAAACGGCAAUCUACCAAACGUGGCCGCCAUCGAUCCACGAUUCAGUGCGACCUACGGCAACCCCUACCUGCGAAAUCCGAGCAUAGGCCUGCCGACGCCGAACACCGCAAACCCGGCGGCGACACCGGCGCCUCCGCCCUACUCCCGAGAUUCCUCUAGAAAUUUUGUGAAUGUCAGUGGCGUGGUGACAAACAGUGCUAGCGUGGUGAACCCAAUUUUCGCUAACAGCGCGAACGGCGCCGUCCCCCAGGUAUCUAGGUUACCCAAUUCACCUACGAGUCAAUACAUCGUGCCGAACUCGACGAUUAAACGCGGUACGAUGGCGACGCACGUAUAAUACAUUGUACAUAACUAGAUUUGCAGACUUAAUUGCAUAAUUAUUACGAAAAGACUGACUAAAUAUAUCAAUCGAUUUUUUCAAUACCCCAUUAGAUAUUAUUAUCAAAGUACUUUAAGAAAGUUUGUUUAUGGGAACGAGGAUGAUGGUACUGCGCCGAAAAACAAACAUGUCCUAUAUUGUAAAAUUUUUACGCUCGACAAUUAAAUUAAUUGACCGAAUUAUCUGAUUAAAAGUUAAUCAAAGAGUACUGUUACAUUAAUAAGCUUGAGUGUAGUUGUACAUAUCACGUUUUGGUAUCAAUCCCUAGGUACCAAAUUUUGCGAUGUCAAUUCUUAUAAAAUCAAUAUCGAUCUUAUUUUCUAUUUCUGACCGUUCCUUGAAUAAAAGAUAUCAAAUUUACAUAAUCGUAAUUAGAGUAAAUGUAGGUAUAAUUGCGUUCGGCUUGGAAUUGUUUAAAAGAUUUUUGAGACUCUACAAGAUAUAUUCGUGCAU